UGCGAGGAGCAAAACCCAGAGAAGCGGCAUUCGCUCGGAGAGAUAGAGAGGUUACAACGAAAAAAGAAGAAGAAGGGAGGAAUGGCGUCCAGACUACGCGCCCUGGAGGACGAGCUGAGCUGCCCCGUGUGCGGCCACAUCCUGCGGGAGCCCGUGCUGCUCUCCUGCAGGCACCGCUUCUGCAAGGUCUGCCUGGAGGGCAGCUGGGGUCCCAACGGCGAGCCCCGGGACUGCCCCCUGUGCUGCCGGCGCUCCUCCCUGGAGCAGCUCCUGGUCAGCCCCGUCCUGGAGAGGGCGUGCGAGUCGCUCCGCUCGGAGAAGAGGCGGCGGGACCCCCUGGCCUGCGGGGAGCACGGCGAACGCCUCGCCCUGUUCUGCCUGGAGGACCUGCUCCCCGUCUGCGACCUGUGCCGCACCUCCCCGAACCACAGCACCCACAACCUCUACUCCCUGGAGGACGCUGCGCAGGACUGUAAGGAGGAACUCAAGAACGCUCUGAUACCCCUGCAGGAGAACCUGAACCUGUUUGAGAAAGCCAAGCUCAACUGCGAUCAGAUGGCAGAGCACAUUAAGAGCCAGGCCGUGCACACGGAGAGACAGAUACAGGAAGAGUUCGAGAAGCUCCACCAGUUCCUUCGAGAGGAAGAGGAGGCCCGGAUCGCCAGCCUGAAGGACGAAGAGGAGCAGAAGAGCGAGCUGAUCAAGGACAAGAUCGAGGGAAUGGACGGAGAGAUCUCUUACAUAGCCGACUCAAUCAGAGCCAUAAAGCAGGAGAUGAGAUCUGAAGACAUUGCAUUCCUGCAGAACUACAGGGCCACUAUAAAGAGAACCUGGAGCACAAUGAAGGAUCCAGAGAUGGUUUCAGGAGCGCUGAUCGAUGUGGCCAAACACCUGGGCAACCUGAGGUUCAACAUCUGGGAGAAGAUGCGAGAAGUUGUCUAUUACACUCCAGUGACUGUGGACCCCAACACUGCCGCAAGCUGCUUCCUGGUGUCGGAGGACCUGACGACGGUGCAGUGCUACAAGGAGAGGUUCGAUCUGCCCGACAACCCGGAGCGCUUCGACAUCAGCGCGGAGAUGCUGGGCGCCGAGGGCUUCUGCUCCGGGCGGCACAGCUGGGAGGUGGACGUGCGGGACAACACCUACUGGGUGAUCGGCGUGGCCCGGGACUCCAUCGACAGGAAGGGGAAGCACAUCCUGACGCCGGCCGAGGGCUUCUGGACCAUCCGGCUGCGCAACGGCGAGUACAAGGCCUGCUCGGCGCCCUGGACCCCGCUGAACAUGAGCCGCGAGCCGGACGCGAUCCGGGUCACGCUGGACAUGGACAGGGGGAAGGUGACCUUCCACGACCCCCGGGUGAGGACGGCCCUCUACACCUUCACGGACAUCCUGAGCCCCCGGGUGCUCCCGUACUUCUGCACCGCCUGCAAGCUCUACCCGCUCAGGAUCCUGCCCAGGCGGCUGUCCGUCACGCCCGAAUACUACCACGGGUGAAACGGGCCUUUGCCCCCUAACACGAACAGUGCAGGAACUCUCCCCCACCGCCGCACGCCGCCCCCCCCCCCCCUCCCCACCCCACCGUGUGACCAGCCAAUCCCGCAGCCAUGCGUUUUCAGUCCAGCCGUGAGCAGGACGGUAGACAAAACCAAAGUCUAAUGCUGCUUCUGUGUCAACAAGACUGUGUAAAUCUAGCAUGGACUUCUAGCAUUGAAACAGACCUCUGUAAACAGGUCGGAUUGCUUACUGAGCCCAGCCUGUAGGCCCAACGCUUUGAUUUUAAUGUCUCUCAAAAUACAGAGAGGCUCGCAAAAAACCCUAGUAGUAUGUAGGAACCUUUUUAAAAUAAAACCGUAAAAAACUGGCAAAUCCACAUAA
Anguilla rostrata (American eel) is the source of this 1875-nucleotide messenger RNA. It is a transcript of the gene trim35-13, whose product is annotated as tripartite motif containing 35-13. Gene Ontology annotation, molecular function: protein binding; zinc ion binding; ubiquitin protein ligase activity. Lineage: Eukaryota; Metazoa; Chordata; Actinopteri; Anguilliformes; Anguillidae. The transcript is spliced from 6 exons. Gene Ontology annotation, biological process: protein ubiquitination. The record is from RefSeq and is a predicted model, not a curated record. Gene Ontology annotation, cellular component: cytoplasm. The coding region runs from base 82 to 1494 and encodes 470 amino acids.